AUCUAACACGUUACCAGAACUCCAUCCUGCACUUGCAAGCAAAAGGGUGGGUGGCCCAAAGCAGCGUGGUAAAGAUCAAAAGCCUUAUUAUAACAACCUUAUUUAACUUCUCUGACAUUCACAGCGUGUGCAGCUCUGAGUUUGCCAGCUGGCAGGCACUGUAGUAGAACAGAGACAAGAAAAGAAACAGCGUUAGUCCUGACUGCGUAUUUGGCGCGCAGGAUGUGAAAUGACAGCUCAGCUCUGACAGCCGUGCCCUCAUUCCCAAGAAGAAGCUUCUAAUUCGGCCUGUUAACACCAACCAGACAUCAGAAUUGCAGUUUAUCAUCCGAUUAACGUUAAUAAAGAAGAUAACCAGGUUAUCUGGCUCACCAAGCGGAGGAAUCCAAGUCAGGAGGACUCGGAUGACUCGUCACCAGUCACGAUCCUCUAAAUAUUAUUGGAAUGUGGCUGCGGUGCAAAAUGCACUUUUUCAGCGGCUCAGUUGCGGACAUCUAAUCGGAGCGUUUCCUGGAAAGGCUUCGGCAUGGCUCUGUCUGGGAAUGAGAUAGAAAGAUGGACUCCUGGGCAAGGCGGCCGAAUCGGAGAGCUGGUGGAGCCCGCGGCCUCCCCUGAUGGCAGUCGUCUGUCACCAGUGACGUCCCUUGGCAGCGCAGACCAGCUGCUGCACCUCCCUGGAAGAGCAGACUCUGCUUACAGCUCUUUCUCAGGGGGAUCAAACGUUCCGGAGUACCCCACCCCAUCGUGUUACGGUGAACACUGCUCUUUGCCUCCCGAGCAGGUACCGUACAUGGACUCAGAGUAUGUCAGGGGGAUUUAUAAUCUCAGCGCGGCAAACUCUGGUCUCAGAUGGCUGCAGCCACACAAGGCACCAGACCCGGGCAUCCGUGGCGCCCCUCACAGCGCUGGGCUCGCGGGGGGCUUUGGAAGCACUCCUUCCCCUGGGGCUCCCAGCCAGGGACCGCCGCCUCCGGCUGCACCGCCACCCUCUCCUCCCGUGCGACUCGACAGCUUCAGGGUCGCCAGACACCUUGAGAACACGAGAGGGAGACGUCACUUGGGAAGCCUCAGCGAGGGCAGUGCGCAGCCAGCGGAUGUGUCAUGGAGCCAGAACAGGGAUGAAAUCCCUGAGCCAGAUGCAGCGGCAGCCGGGAGAAAGACCGUGGAACACAAAGGUUGGUGGUCUGCUGGUCCUGCAGACGGGGUGUCUGUGUCAAAAGGUCCAGGGUUAAGGACAGUAGAAAAUGCAGAGAGGAGCCCAGCCCAAAAACCUGUGAAGAGAAGUAAUCCCCAUGUUUUCAGCAGGCCAUCUUCGUUCAUUUUCCAAGAGUAUUUAAGGACUGACUCUGUGGCUACUGUCUCUAAAAUUUUUUCUGCAUAUAAUUCAGCUCAUGCUCAUCAAAUUCCUGUCGAGAUGAACUCCAGGCCCUGUCGCCCAGGGCAUGCCAACCCUCGCCCUGUUAAUGAUACACAAGAAGACAAACAGUAUCCCUGCAGCGUGCGCAGGCCAAGUUUCAGAGAAGCAGAUCUGCGCAGCACGGUGCCAGAACCCAGCCAGUGGAGAGGGUCCUUGCUCUGCGCCCAGUGCCCGCUCCGUGCCGAGCUGCGUUCAGAGCCGGGUCGGGAUGUGUUUGAGGACAUUUGUGACUUUAAAUACAUGGAGCAUGCUCUAACUAAAAAUGCAUCCAGGAAGCUGAACAGUUGUACAGAUGAAAUUUGGUGCUACAACUACAAAGGAGAGCUCGGGAGUGGUGCUGGGGAACUGCUCCUGAAUCCCCAAGCCAACACCCAGAAGCCAUCGGUGUCCUGCAGCCACCAUGCUGCAGAGCCAGCUGAUGCCGACCAAGCAGCUUUGCUCAGACCAAAGGAGGAUUCCACAUCACAAUUUUUAAAUGAAGCCAGGAAAGAAAAACAAGCCAAUAACAGCAGUGCUGAGCUUAGCGUGCAUCUAGAGCAAGAGGAAGCUCCUGCUCCCUAUCAGAAAUAUCAGCCUGAACUUCAAGAGCAGCUCUCCAGAGAGCUGUGGGACGACCUUGCUGGUGAACAAAUAAGCAGACAGACGACUCCCAUGCUUUACUACCUCUCUGGGGGAAAAGCCACCAACAUCCUGCACCACCACAAGCUCGCCCAAUGUCAAGAGGGCUCCAGGAGCUCGCCGGAGGAGUUUCCAACAAGCAGCCACGCUCCCUCGGUGAGGAGUGGAGAGGAACAGAGGGAAAGCGGGCAGCGCCAGCCAGCCAGCCAGCACCACCAGCGUGCCGCUGCCGGGCUGAAUGAGACUGGAGGUGUCGUUCUCGGGAGUCCUGCUUCAUCCAUGGAUGAGAGUUUCAAGAAUGACUACAGAGAGAAACUUAAAGUGGCUCAGAAAAAGGUUCUGAGGGAAACCUCCUUUAAAAGAAAAGACUUGCAGAUGAGUUUGCCUGUUAGACUAAGACAGAAGCCCUCCAAGAGGCCUUCAAUCGAACACCUGAGAUCUUUCUCAUUAUCUGGUGCGCAUGAGGAAGCCAAACUCGCUCCUUGUUCCCCCUCUCAUCUAGAAUCCUUAGAAAGUUUCAACAGAGAUGGAGAAAUAAAAAGGCCACAAAGGGGUCAAACAGGGGGAAGGAAAAGGGAAACAAAAGAGGAAAAGAAACUGUGUUAUUCUGAGCCUGAGAAACUCGAUCAGCUCGCAGACAAGGAAGUCCCGUGGAACCAGGUCAGGGGGGAAAGGACUGAGCCGGGCACAGAGGCAGCCAGGAGAAAGACCCUGGAAAACAGAGGGAGGGCUCUUUCCAGCUCUGGUAUCUCCCGGACAGAACUGAAACAAAUCCAGCACACCGCACUUGUUGAAUACAUGGAACGGAAGAUUAGCCAAAGACCAGGAGGCACGCAGCUCGUCCCGCUGCAUAAGCCGCCCCUGCAGAAGAGGCCGUCGCUUCCUCAGUGGCCUCCUGGCAAGGCUUCCAACCCCAACGGGAGCAGGAAGAUGCACAGCGAUGAGGUUUUCUGCCAAGUGUUCUCUGAAGAACCGCCACCAGAUGUUUUCCUCCCCCCGAGUGUGGUCAGCAGAUGCAGCCCCGGCUCUGCCGCUGCUGGGCCGGUGCCCUCGGAGCCCAGCCCGUGUCCUGCAGCCGGUGGGAGCCGUGGCUCUGAGCAGGCACCGGCCGAAAGCCUCCCCGGGGCCGGUGCUCCUGCUGCUGCCCCGGCUGCCCAGAGGCCCGAGUCAACGCCUCCUGCUGCCCAGGAGGCGGAAGGAUGUGCCAGCGGUGCCAGCGGGGCCGUGUCACCGUCUCAGCCUCUUGAGAGCUGCCUCGGCACCCCCAGUUUCUGUGAUCGCGUGGGAGGUGGAUGCCAGAAUCACGAACAAGACAAUGACACAACUGAACACUCUUGUCAGGAUGCCGAGGAACUACCUCCUGAAACCUCUACUCCCAGCCCAAGACGCGGCACCAAAGAAGAUGCCCAGGUGGAAAAGGAAUGCCAAGCUGGAUCUCCGAAUGGCAGUGCUUUAACAAAGCGCCCAGAGCAGCAGCUAAAGGCAAGCGAUGCUGCAGUGCCUCAGGAGAAAGGAACAUGCUGCCACACGUCGCUGGCUCAGUCUCACCAAGGAGACAAAAACGCACCCAGAGGCUUAUUUGCGAAGGAAGCAGCCGUGCUCAACAGCCAGGAAGAUAUUUGGCAGGAGAGAGAGACCAAUCAGUCCAAAAGGAGGCUGUGGUCUGCUGAGGACCAGCGAUACGAGGAGCUUGCGAUGGAGAUUGUUGCCAAAGACAGAUCUCUGGUUGAUAUUCUCAUGCCUUGUCCGGUGAGAAAAACUGCUCUGGACCUGAUGGAAGGUCUUUUUCCUGUUGAUGUUUCCAUGCUGGAUAAAUCACACAGAAGAAAGGCAGAUGUACAGCACGUGCAGGGGAACGACAGGAAGAGCAAUGGAGAUGUGCCAGAAGAAUGUUCUGAACCUGAGCUCAAUGCCAAGCAAAGGAGUGACAGUCCCACUUGUAAGGGAAGCCAGGCCCCGAACCGGAGCGGAGAUGACACAAAGGACCUAGAUGACAUCACGUGUAAGAAGCUGGAACUCAUCUCCAGCCUGCGCUCCAAGCUGAGGGCACUGGGGGAGGACAGGGAGCUCGUCCUCUCGGAAGCCAGCGAGUGCGCUGCGCGUGGCAAGGAGCUGGAGGCCACGGUGCGCGACGUCUGCAAGCCCAACGAGUUUGAGCGCUACCUGAUGUUCAUCGGUGACCUGGAGAAGGUGGUGAGCCUCCUGCUCUGCUUGUCCAGCCGCCUCGCCCGGGUGCAAAACGCCAUGAGGAAGAUUGACGGCAAUACAGAUGCCGAGGAGAAGCAAUCGCUGAACGAACGGCACAAGCUCUUGUCUAGACAGCGGGAAGAUGCAAAAGACCUGAAAGAAAACCUGGACCGCAGGGGCAGAGUGGUCUCUGGCAUCCUCACCAAAUACCUGACGGAGCAGCAGCUCCAGGACUACAGGCGCUUUGUGCAGGAGAAGACCUCCUUGCUGAUCGAACAGAAGGACCUCGAAGAGCAGAUCAAAUUUUUCGAAGAACAGUUAGAAAAUCUCGAGAAGAGCGUCCCCCUCUAAUACCCUAACGGACCGUCCGUGUUUGUACCUGGUCAUUUGUGACGUUUCCCUGGGAAUCCGUGCACGCUGACCGCCCUGGGCUCACGCUGAUGGCCUGUGUGAUGCUGUGAGUGCCCCAGGACCGACAAGUGCCUAGAGGCUCAGGCACACUCUAGGCACACUUUCCCCCUUGGACAGGCCAAGCGACAAAAUCCUGCAGAGAGUAGCAGGCUGCGUUCUGGGAAUGACUGCCAGGAUGUCUCGUUCCUCUAAAUUUGUCAUGUAUUUCCCCUUGUCGUCUGUCCGUCUGUUUCCAGAGUGACAUAACUGCAAUAAAAGAGCAGCACGAGUCUGCACCUCGUGGGUGGGUGAGUGUUGGAAACGGAAACAGUGCAGGUGUGCAAAUCGGAGCUGCGACUGAACAAAACCAUAGGGCACGCUACGGGCCGUUUCGGUGAAACUCCUGCACUUGUUCCUACUGCUUAUGUACGUGACACAGUAAAAAUACAUUGCUGGAAGAAGAUAGUAACUCUCUUAGUAGUUGCCUUCCACGAGUACCUCCUGGCUCUGCGCAGCCCAGGUGGGCUGUUCAGUAGCAGGUC
This is a messenger RNA of Oxyura jamaicensis (ruddy duck), 5154 nucleotides long. RefSeq names its product shroom family member 1 (gene SHROOM1). Gene Ontology annotation, molecular function: actin filament binding. Gene Ontology annotation, biological process: actin filament organization. NCBI's taxonomy places the organism in Eukaryota, Metazoa, Chordata, Aves, Anseriformes, Anatidae. Gene Ontology annotation, cellular component: apical plasma membrane; adherens junction; cortical actin cytoskeleton. The transcript has 10 exons. Bases 527 to 4573 code for a protein of 1348 amino acids. The record is from RefSeq and is a predicted model, not a curated record.